AUUUAUAUAAAUUACUGAAGGUAAAAUAUCCAUGAGUAAGGUAGAACACAAAAGAGAAGAUAAAGCCAACCAGAAGAUCAAAGAGGCGCUUCAAAAAGCAUCUCAUAUGUUCAUGGGCGAUAUCGGUAAAAGAGUCGAAGAGGACGAGCUGAUUCUUAAGAAAAAGAUUGAAUUAAAGACUAAGAAUAUGUUUAACACCAUUGAUAAUGAAAUCCCUGAUUAUUUUAUUGAUGAAAGAAAAAGAAGGAAAUUACUCGAAGACCUUAAAAUCAAAUACAGAAAGAGAGUGAGACUUCCUGAAGAUAUUCAAGAGGAAGAAGAGCAAAAGGAAAAGGAGAAGCAAGACAAGCUUAAAGACCAGAAAGUUGAAGAAGAUGAUGAUGAUAGAAAGGCUACAUCUGAAGUCCUUGCUAAGAUUGAGGAAGAAAAGAAGGACACCGCUCUUAAGAAAAUGAUUCCUGCUAAAUUCAGAAAGAAAGUUCAAGCUAUUGAGUACAAACAAGAGAGUACUGACGGGAAAUUAGUGCCUUAUAAACCUAAAGAGAUGGCUUUAGAUCUUCCUAGCAAUGCAAGUGCGCUUAAUCUUGCAAAUGCAUUGAAUUCAAACAGAAAUGCCAUUGUCUUGAGGAAACAAAGGGUUGUUCAACCUGAAUGGCAUGCUCCUUGGAAAUUGAUGAGAGUCAUUAGUGGACACCAAGGAUGGGUUAGAGCAAUAGCUGUUGAUGUUACAAAUAAAUGGUUUGUCACAGGAUCAAGAGAUAGAACUAUCAAGUUCUGGGACCUUGUUGAAGGAAACUUGUUGCUCACAUUGACCGGUCAUAUCAGUACUGUCAGAGGUCUCUGAGUUAGUGAAACACAUCCAUAUUUAUUUUCUUGUGGUGAAGACAAGCAAGUAAUGUGAUGGGAUCUUGAACAGAAUAAAGUAGUGAGGAAAUAUCAUGGACAUCUUAGUGGUGUCUACAGUAUUGCUCUGCAUCCAAGCCUUGACUUAUUAAUGACAGGCAGUAGAGAUUCUACAUGAAGAGUAUGGGAUAUGAGGACUAAGGCUGAAGUCCAUUGUUUAUCUGGACAUGGAGAUAUCGUAUCCUCAAUUAUUGGCCAAGACUAUGAACCUCAGGUAAUCACUGGAUCUCAUGAUAAAACUAUAAAAUUGUGGGACAUUGGAACUGGAAGAAAAAUAAAAACAUUGACACAUCAUAAAAAGAGCAUCAGAGCAAUGGCAUGUCAUCAUGAAGAAAAUACUUUUGCAAGUGGAGCUGGAGAUAAACUUAGACAAUGGGCUCUUCCAGAAGGAGAGCAGAUGAGAAAAUUAGAAGGUCACAAUUCAAUUAUUAACUCUCUUUCUCUCAAUAAAGAUAAUGUUCUUGUCAGUGGAGGUGAUAAUGGAACAAUGUACUUCUGGGACUGGAAGAGUGGAUACAAUUUCCAAAGUUUAACUAGUCAAGUGCAGCCAGGUUCCCUUAGCUCAGAAGCUGGAAUAUUUGCCUCAACAUUUGAUAGAAGUGGAUUGAGACUUCUUACUGGAGAAUGUGAUAAAACAAUCAAGAUUUGGAAGCAAGAUGAUGAGGCUACUCCUGAAACUCACCCAGUCUCUGUUGUAUAAUUUCAACAUAAUAUUUCAUAAAA
This is a messenger RNA of Moneuplotes crassus, 1626 nucleotides long. The record is from the annotation of a GenBank genome assembly. Lineage: Eukaryota; Ciliophora; Spirotrichea; Euplotida; Euplotidae.